Molecule: messenger RNA, 1788 nt
Organism: Lepus europaeus (European hare)
Lineage: Eukaryota; Metazoa; Chordata; Mammalia; Lagomorpha; Leporidae
Exons: 6
Coding region: 1-1788 (595 amino acids)
Source: RefSeq, a predicted model, not a curated record
AUGUCUGGUUUUGGCGAUGGUACCGGCCCAAAGAAUGAGAAGCAGGUCAGCCGUGGUGGCCUUGGAGCCCCUUGGGAACCUGGACUAGCCCUGGAUUUGGGGCCAAUAGGAAAUGAUGAGGGCCGAAGUCAAGGCCCGGACCAGGGAGAGGGCGGGCUCUCAAGCCUGCAGGCCAUCCCGUGGCAACUGGAGUUGGACUCUGGGUCAGAGCCAGAGCUGGAAGUGAUCCAGGGGGGAGUGGCCGGGCUUUGGGGCAAUGAGGAUCGGCCUAGCACUCCUGCCCCUAACAGGAAGAGUGCUGUGGCUUCCAUGUCCCGGUUCACUGAGGGGUGUGCAGACAUUGUACAGCCACUGCGCCACACAGGUUUCCAGGCCAUGCGCAGAUUCCGGAGCAUAGAAAGCGGCGCCACCGAAGCGGCCGCCAUUAGGGCGCACGUUGAGGCAGGACCCGGUGGUAGAGGCGCGCUGGGCUGGAGCUGUGUGGAGUCGAUGCAGGCUUGUGCUGCCCCUCAGCACGUGAGUGCUCCCAGGAAAGAAGGCCGCGGCCAGCGCCAUAGUAAGAGAAGAGCUGCCAGACGUCGUUCAAGCACCAACACUGAUGACCAGCGCACCUGUGGUGAAGGCCUGGCAGGGCUGCCUUCGGAUACCGAGUCCUCCGAUGAGCUCAAGGACAUGCAGCUCAGGGGGGCAGGCAUUCCUCUGAAACGGGAUAGCCAGGCCAAGUGUAGUAAUCUUGCGCAACCAGCAGAGAGCCCCAGACGCUUGAUGUUUCAUCGCAGGGAGACUUUCCCUCACAUUUCAGGCCCUGUCUUGACCUCUACUGUCUGGGGUCUCACUUGUGCCAUGGAAAGGCAGGUCCUGGGCGAGUCAAUGCCCUCUUCCUCAACUUCCUCAAAGAAAAUGCAGAAGGGAGGGGGCAGGCCUAGAUUCCCAAGGGGUGAUGCUGCUGCUACUGGUGGUGGUACAGAGGUCCUUCCUCAGGCCACUCCUAGGAGGCAGUCGUCACAGGAGAAGAAAUCCCCAGGGAAUGCCCCUGGAGUUGUCCUGGGGACAAUCUUUUCACCAUGGGGCAAGAGACAAUCUGCAGCUCCCAUUGAUCCAGCCACUAUCCCUCCAGUGUCUGGUAUUUCACUGCUUAGGAAGUCCAGCACAUCUUCUUCGCUCCCUUGGGAACCCAAACAGUCUAAGCAGGGCUGUGUUGGGAAGAAAUCUGGGGCCAGGAGGAAGUCUCAGCCUGUGGAUGCAGGAGACUUUGACCCAAAUAGAAGUCCAGAACAAAGGGCCCACCUUCCAGCUCGCAGGUCAGGGAGGCCUUGUUGGUAUGUACAUCAUGGAGAAUUCAGCACUGGGGACUCUGACACCCAAGACCCACAAGUUGCAGCAAAUUUUCAGCCUUUAUCCCCAAGCCAGGGAAGUGUCACAUCUAGAGGUCCUACAAUCUCUGGUGAACAGGAGCCACCUGUCCGUCUUCAGAGACCAGAAAUGGAGCAGUUACCACCUGGAAUCGAGGGCUGUCCUCGGGUUGAACUGGGCAUCUUCUACCAGACAAGUUUCCAGCACAAACCGAAGGGGCACAUUGCUGCUGCAGGCACGGUGGAGAAUUCAGCCGUGGGGACUCUAAUAUCAGAGAUGCACAAGUUCUAUCAAACUCACAGCCUUUGGCUUUUAGCCCAAGAAGCCUCACACCAAGAGGAAUUGGACUCUAUGGAUUGUGUCAAGAACUCAGGUGGAGGGACCAUCACGCUUGUGACAGUCACAGGCCUCAGAGCCAGAAAAGAACACCACUGA